This is a messenger RNA of Pseudomassariella vexata, 1882 nucleotides long. Its product is annotated as cation efflux family-domain-containing protein. The record is from RefSeq and is a predicted model, not a curated record. The coding region runs from base 173 to 1846 and encodes 557 amino acids. The transcript has 3 exons. Gene Ontology annotation, cellular component: Golgi apparatus; membrane. Gene Ontology annotation, biological process: transmembrane transport; intracellular zinc ion homeostasis; zinc ion transport. Gene Ontology annotation, molecular function: zinc ion transmembrane transporter activity. Lineage: Eukaryota; Fungi; Ascomycota; Sordariomycetes; Amphisphaeriales; Pseudomassariaceae.
GACCGGACACGAGUUGUGGGAAUACGCACGCACUGCGUACCCAAUUGAGUUUAUCGCGACUUUGUCUGGCAAACUCAUGACAUAGGGCUCGGCAGCAACGGGGUCGCAUUGACUCUCGACGCCAAUUGCGUAGAGUGACGGAUCUCAUCAAAAUUCACCGACGGUUUUCAACAUGGCAUCCUCAUACGCCCUCCCCACGCCGCCAUUGCCCCACAACCAUAGCCAUCAUGGGCACAGUCACGGUCACAGCCACUCACUUGCCUCCCAUUCCCACUCGCCGCCCUCGUUCGGCCAUUCGAGACGAACCGACCGAUCCAGUGGAAACAUGCACGUCUAUAGCCAGAGCCUCGGCCACAACCACAGCCAUAGCCGUGAACAUGUACACUCAGAAGGGGACGACAGUCCACAAGCACAGAACAUGUCACACUACAGGGCGAACUCGUUCUUUCCACUGCAGACACGCAUGAACCGACCUCAGCCGUCUCCGUUGUGUAGCAAACUGCCGCAGGCAUUAAGUCCAGUCGAGGACAUGUCUCCAGCUGUACAAGCUAUGUCCAACUAUUUCGAGGCUCCUGCCGUUGCUGUUGCACACUCUCACGACCACGACCACGACCAUGACCAUAACCACGAUCACCAUGAUCACCAUGAUCACCACGAUCACCACGAUCACCACGAUCACCACGAUCACCACGAUCACCACGAUCACGCCCACGGCCAUGGACAUGUACACUCACACGGACCACGUCAUUCCAAACUGACAGGUCUGCUUCUGCCAUACGCUUCUAGGUGGCCGUUGUUGCACGCUAUAAUGAUGGAGAAGGACUCACGUCGCAUCUUUUACUUUAUGGGUCUCAACUUCUCCUUUAUGGCUGUGCAGGCAUUCUAUGGAUACGUGACCGACUCGUUAGGUCUUCUGAGCGACAGCAUACACAUGUUUUUCGACUGCGUUGGCUUGGCAGUGGGACUGUUCGCCUCGGUAAUGAGCAAGUGGCCGCCAAGCGAAAGGUUCCCAUACGGCUUUGGAAAGAUCGAGACGCUGAGUGCGUUCGCCAAUGGCAUAUUCUUGAUCCUAAUCAGCAUUGAGAUCAUGUUCGAAGGAUUCGAGCGACUGUUAGAGGGCCGGGAAACCAAGCGCCUGAUGGACCUGUUCGUGGUUAGCACCUUGGGGUUGAUCGUCAACCUGCUGGGCAUCUUUGCAUUUGGAUCGCACAGCCAUGGGCACGGUCAUGACCACGGGCACGAUCACGGGCACGAUCACGGCCAUUCGCAUUCGCAUGCACACGACAGCCACGACCACGGACACGAUCAUGGUCACUCUCAUGAUAACGAGAACAUGCAUGGCAUCUACUUGCAUAUCCUCGCCGAUACCCUCGGCAGUGCGUCUGUGAUUCUCUCUACAGUCCUUACCUAUCUUUUCCCAUGGUCCGGCUGGGACCCUGUGGCGUCAUUCCUGAUUGCCUACUUGAUCGGCAUGGCAGCCCUGCCACUCGUCAAGUCCUCCGCCCGCCGCCUGCUCCUGACUAAUCCCGAUGACACCGAAUACAAUCUGCGCAAUGCUCUCUCGGGAAUAACAGGUGUUCGUGGGGUGGCUUCGUACGCGGUGCCCAAGUGCUGGGCCGACGACAGGACAGGAAGUGAAGUGCGCAGCAAGCUGAUAGGGGUGAUACACGUCGCGGCCGUUCGCGGCACGGAUCUGGAGGAUGUUCGUAAUAGGGUGAAGAGCUACGUUGCUGAACACGGCAUCGACAUGACCAUUCAGAUGGAAAGAGAGGGCGACACGACCUGCUGGUGUGGAAUGGGUCGGCUGAGUCCGGUCUCGCCGAAUACAAGUUCGGGCAGAUACUAACAUCUACUACGACGACAUCACUUCAGAACUUGUACG